UUAUUAUUGUAGAGAGAACAAUAUGAGACAAGCAGGUGCAUAUUCCGGGAUACUAUGUGGGGGCAUUUCUGGAAGAACAGGGCCACACUCUUUGCCAUUGGCAAGGAUCAAGAAGAUCAUGAAGAAAUCUGGUGAAGAUGUUAAGAUGAUUUCUGGUGAGGCACCUAUUGUUUUCUCAAAGGCUUGUGAGCUCUUCAUUGAGGAACUUACUAGAAGGUCUUGGAUCGUCGCCAUCCAUGGAAAGAGGAGAACCUUGCAUAAAGAUGACGUGGCAUCCGCCGUCGUCGCCACUGAUAUCUUUGACUUUUUGGUCACUUUGGUGUCUCAUAAUCAUGGAUGCGCUUUGAAUAAUAAUGCCAAUAAUGAUGGUGCUGUUAUGGAAAUUCAGACAUUACAGUAUUCUUAAGCUGUCUUUGAAAAUAUAAAUACAAAGAGAUAUUAUUAGAAGACACAAACUUAUUUGAUACACAGAUAAGUAUAUUGAUAGAGGAAAAUUUUUAAGUGUUUCGUUUACUUUAUUGGAACACCAGUGUACCACGUAUUAUUCGGUAGUGAGUUUUGAAAAAUAGAAAGUAAGCACAUGAAAAAUUACAUGUAUUUGGAUAUACUUUUAUCUUGUUUCGGCGGCAUAACUUUACAUAUACACUACUGUCUACUGAUUCAUGAAGGAUUUGAAGCAAGUUAACAUGCAUGUUAUGGGCAAUAAAAAUUAAAAUAUAUAU
Molecule: messenger RNA, 722 nt
Organism: Arachis stenosperma
Lineage: Eukaryota; Viridiplantae; Streptophyta; Magnoliopsida; Fabales; Fabaceae
Product: nuclear transcription factor Y subunit C-1-like
Exons: 1
Coding region: 23-406 (127 amino acids)
Biological process (GO): regulation of DNA-templated transcription
Cellular component (GO): nucleus
Molecular function (GO): protein heterodimerization activity; DNA-binding transcription activator activity, RNA polymerase II-specific
Source: RefSeq, a predicted model, not a curated record